Sinocyclocheilus anshuiensis is the source of this 1125-nucleotide messenger RNA. RefSeq names its product NAD(P)HX epimerase (gene naxe). NCBI's taxonomy places the organism in Eukaryota, Metazoa, Chordata, Actinopteri, Cypriniformes, Cyprinidae. Gene Ontology annotation, molecular function: NAD(P)HX epimerase activity. Gene Ontology annotation, cellular component: mitochondrion. The record is from RefSeq and is a predicted model, not a curated record. The transcript has 7 exons. Bases 238 to 1086 code for a protein of 282 amino acids.
UUCACUAACCCGGAUAUUGUUUGUAUACUGGGUUUCAGCAGCAGAGGGCUGCACGUAUCCUAACUCUUUAAUAUACUUUUGCAUGUUUAUAUCCUGUAAAGUUGUAACUGGAUUGUUUUUUUGUUCUGUUUUGUAUUCUGCCGGCGGUGUCUUGAGCAUUUCUUGGUGUUAACGAAUGUUACAGAGCGUUUGACCUUAAUAUAGACACACUUGCUAACAGGUGCUUUAGCCAGGUGAAUGUUGGGAGUUCGAGCCCUGUUUGGAAUCGGUCUUCUUGUGACAUCACGAGGAGGCUCUGUCCUGACCCAUACAGGAGCAUGUGCACAUAUUGCCAGUAACAUCUACAGUAAAGAUCUCACUCACAGACAGGCUUGCACUAUGGCUAAUACAAUCAAGUACUUGGGGCAAGAAGAGGCUCAGCACAUUGACGAGGAGCUGUUCGAUGAGUACAGCUUCAGUGUGGAUCAGUUAAUGGAGCUGGCCGGUCUGAGCUGUGCCACAGCUGUGUCAAAGGGCUAUCCUCUACAAUCACUGCUCAAGAGUCCACCUAGAGUUCUGGUGAUCUGUGGGCCAGGAAAUAAUGGCGGAGAUGGGUUGGUUUGUGCUAGACAUCUCAAACUGUUUGGAUAUGAGCCUUCUGUAUUGUACCCAAAGCGCCCCAAAAAACAGCUGUUCCAGAAUCUUACCACCCAGUGUGAGAAGAUGGAUAUAUCCUUCCUGACAGAGAUGCUUGAGGCUGAUGUGAUUGAUGAAGUGUAUAAUUUGGUGGUGGACGCCAUCUUUGGAUUCAGUUUUAAGGGUGCGGUGCGAGAGCCGUUCGGUGACAUCCUCUCCCAACUAAAGAAAAUCACUGUGCCCAUUGCUAGCGUUGACAUACCUUCAGGUUGGGAUGUGGAAAAUGGCUGUCCUGAUGGGAUUCAGCCUGACAUGCUCAUCUCCCUCACGGCCCCUAAGAAAGCAGCUAGUCACUUCAAAGGACGCUACCACUUCCUGGGAGGACGAUUCGUUCCUCCUGCACUUGAGCAGAAGUACCAACUGAAUCUGCCUCAAUACCCAGGCACUGACUGUGUUCAUCAGUUGAACUGAGCAUUAAGUCAUUUUUGUGUCACUAAUUAAAAAAAAAAA